AUGGCACAACGGACGAUGCUAAACAAUACAUACACCAUAUCCGAACAUCAAGUGUUCAAGUAUCGCCUCGCGAGCUCUUUCCUAGAUUACUUCACUUUACAUCAAACCAGUCUUAGAUCUGUACCACAGUACUCUGGGGAAUACGAUGAUUUUAUUGACACGUCUUGUGGCGCCUGUGCCGUACUCAAGUUUGAACAAGAGACGAUUUACGUGUAA
This is a messenger RNA of Opisthorchis viverrini, 216 nucleotides long. RefSeq lists its product as hypothetical. Lineage: Eukaryota; Metazoa; Platyhelminthes; Trematoda; Opisthorchiida; Opisthorchiidae. Bases 1 to 216 code for a protein of 71 amino acids. The transcript has a single exon. The record is from RefSeq and is a predicted model, not a curated record.